Eptesicus fuscus (big brown bat) is the source of this 2157-nucleotide messenger RNA. RefSeq names its product kelch-like protein 36. Gene Ontology annotation, molecular function: cullin family protein binding. The coding region runs from base 13 to 1860 and encodes 615 amino acids. The transcript has a single exon. The record is from RefSeq and is a predicted model, not a curated record. Lineage: Eukaryota; Metazoa; Chordata; Mammalia; Chiroptera; Vespertilionidae.
GUGACCGCUCUUAUGAUGGAGGGAAGUCGGCUGACAAGAGUGUCUCGACCCUACAAGAUCAGUGAAUCUUCAAAGGUGUACCGCUGGUCUGAGCACUCGACCACAGUGCUACAGCGGCUGAAUGAGCAGCGUCUGCGUGGCCUCUUCUGUGAUAUCGUCCUGGUGGCCGAGGAGCACCGCGUGCCAGCCCACCGCAAUCUGCUGGCCGUGUGCAGCGACUACUUCAACUCCAUGUUCACCUUGGGCAUGCGUGAGGCCUUCCAGAAGGAGGUGGAGCUGAUUGAUGCCUCCUACAUUGGCCUCAAGGCCGUGGUGGACUUCUUGUAUGGCGGGGAGCUGGCCCUGGAUAGUGGCAACAUCGACUACAUCCUGGAGACAGCCCACCUGCUGCAGAUCUGGACUGUGGUGGAUUUCUGCUGCGAGUACCUGGAGCAGGAGGUGAGCGAGGACAACUACCUGUACCUGCAGGAGCUGGCCUCCAUCUACAGCCUCAAGCGGCUGGAUACCUUCAUCGACGGCUUCAUCCUGAGCCACUUCGGCACACUGUCCUUCACCACUGACUUCCUGCAGAACAUCUCCAUGAAGAAACUCUGCGUGUACCUGAGCAGCAGCGAGGUGCAGCGGGAAUGCGAGAACGACCUGCUGCAGGCCGCCCUGCAGUGGCUGACGCAGCAGCGGGAGCGCGAGGCUCACGCCUACCAGGUGCUGGAGCACAUCCACUUCCCGCUCAUCCCCAAGAACGACCUGCUGCACUGCGUCAAGCCGGCCAUGUGCUCGGUGCUGCCCAGGGAGGCCAACUGCGAGGGCUUCAUUGAGGAGGCUGUGCGCUACCACAACAGCCUGGCGGCCCAGCCGGUCAUGCAGACCAAGCGCACGGCGCUCCGCACCAAGGAGGAGCGCCUGCUGUUCGUGGGUGGCGAGGUCUCCAAGCGGUGUCUGGAGCUCAGUGAUGACACCUGCUACCUGGACGCCAAGAGCGAGCAGUGGGUCAAGGAGACACCCCUGCCGGCCCGACGGAGCCAUCACUGUGUUGCUGUGCUGGGGGGAUUCAUCUUCAUGGCUGGCGGCAACUUCUCAAGUGACAAUGGAGGGGACUCAGCGUCCAAUCUUCUUUAUAGGUAUGACCCCCGCUGUAAACAGUGGAUCAAGUUGGCCUCCAUGAACCAACGCCGCGUGGACUUCUACCUUGCCUCCAUUGAAGACAUGCUGGUGGCCGUCGGUGGCCAGAAUGAGAAUGGAGCUCUCUCUUCAGUAGAGACUUACAGUCCCAAGACCGACUCCUGGUCCUACGUGGCCGGCUUGCCAAGGUUCACAUGUGGCCACGCAGGCACCAUCUACAAAGACUUCGUGUACAUCUCGGGGGGCCACGGCUACCAGAUGGGCUUCUACCGCAAGAACCUGCUGUGCUACGACCACCGGACGGACGUGUGGAAGGAGCGCCGGCCCAUGACCACCGCGCGGGGCUGGCACAGCAUGUGCAGCCUGGAGGACCGCAUCUACUCCAUCGGGGGCAGUAACGACAGCGUGGACUCCAUGGAGCGCUUCGAUGUCCUGGGCGUGGAGGCCUACAGCCCGCAGUGCAACCAGUGGACCCGCGUGGCCCCGCUGCUGCACGCCAACAGCGAGUCCGGCGUGGCUGUGUGGGAGGGCCGCAUAUACAUCCUGGGCGGCUACAGCUGGGAGAACAAGGCCUUCUCCAAGACGGUCCAGGUGUAUGACCGCGAGAAGGACAAGUGGAGCAAAGGCACCGACCUGCCCAAGGCCAUCGCCAGCAUGUCUGCCUGCGUCUGCGCCCUGAAGCCACGACUGGAGGACAAGAAGGAGGGCAAGGCCAGGAGGCACCAGGACCCGGGCCAGUGACCCCGCCGUGCCUGCUGGGAUCUGGUCCCCACCACCACCUCCCAGAAUGUCUGUAGACCAGCAGCGACUUCAUAGAACCCUGGAACCAUUAUGUAUCCCUUAGCAGCUUUUUUUACUUUUAUGAUUCUUAGUAUUUCUAUAAUAUCACCAUAAUCGAUUAAAUAUUCUACGUAACUUUAAAAAAAAAGAAAAAAGAAACAACCAAUGGGGGGUGGGGAGGGAGAAGGAGGAUCUAUGUAAUACUUUCAACAAUAAAAAACUGUAAAAAAAAAAAAAGAAUAAAUGCUUAAAUAAUGG